Molecule: messenger RNA, 957 nt
Organism: Rotaria sp. Silwood1
Lineage: Eukaryota; Metazoa; Rotifera; Eurotatoria; Philodinida; Philodinidae
Source: the annotation of a GenBank genome assembly
AUGAAUGUAUGUGAGGUAUCGAUGGAAAAUUCUGUCGUUAUUCUCAAUGAUAUGCGUCGUAAGAGUGAGCUCGAUGGUAAUUAUAGUAUGCCAAAUAAACGCCGAAAACAAGAAAUUAUUCUUCUUGGUCGUUCCAAAAUGGGAAAAACUACUAUUCAAAAUGUUAUUUAUGAUAGUCUUUAUUGUCCACCUCAAUCACAAAUACGUAAUUCUACAUUAGCACCCAUUGCACGACGAGUAGGUGGUUUAAACAUCAUUGAUACGCCUGACAUAUUCGACAAUCACAAUACUUUAAGUACCUGUCACGUAACUCAACAUGGUCUGGCUAUUGAUGGAUUUCAGAUUCCAUUUACUAGUGGUAAUCUUCCUUUAUUUGGAUUUGUAUUUAACAUUCGACAAGGAAUUAAUUCAGAAGAUAUAACAGCCAUACUCAAUUUCAAAAAGAAAUUUACUCGAUUCAGUCGAAAGAUGUUUUUGAUAUUGACACAUUGUGAAGAAAAGACUGAAAAUCAAAGAUUAGAAUUAAUUGAAGAAUUUUUCAAUCAUUCUCGUUUCAUGGAUAAUCAUGUACGUCAAUUCUUUGAACGUGGUGUUCUUUGUAUGGGUUGUAUACGACGUGAAUCACUUGAAAGUGGUAAUCGAAAAGCAUUGAAUUUCGAACAUAAUCAAGUAUUACAAAUGCGAGCUGAGUUCAUUCGACGAUGUCAAGAUAAUGAUAGUGCAAUUGUUAUACCUUUUACCUAUUCAUCAACAUCUCGAGGGCCAUCAUUUCUUCGACGUUACUGUUCUACUGAUAACUAUUGGUUCUGGUUUUUGUACAUAUUAAUCUGGUGUUCUAUUCCUAUGAUCUUAUUUAUUUAUGUUCAUUUUCCUAUACGUUGUGAUCAAAAAACUAGACUACCCAACGCAUGGAAAAAUUAUACGGAACAGAAUCAGUGUCCUGCAUUUUUCUAUUAG